Messenger RNA from Dermatophagoides farinae (American house dust mite), 1019 nucleotides. NCBI's taxonomy places the organism in Eukaryota, Metazoa, Arthropoda, Arachnida, Sarcoptiformes, Pyroglyphidae. The record is from RefSeq and is a predicted model, not a curated record.
AUUUUUACUCGUUGAAGUGUUGUUUAUCGGGUGUGGUAUCUUUCAUUUUGUUGAUUCGAUUACAAAGGUCGCCAGUAUUGAAAUUGAUAACCAUUGUUAAGCGAUACUUGAAAUUUCUUAAUGAACCAAGAUGGCCGUCCAACAGAAUGCACGUCUACUUUUGUUAUCUAAUUCAACAAUGGCCAAUCAGCCAUAUCUUCAAUGGCCUAAAAAGUUAAUCAAAGAUUUUCUAAAUGUUUCUCAAGUAAAAGAGAUUCUGUUCAUUCCAUUUGCCGGUGUUAGUAUUGAAUGGGAUGAUUAUUCGGAUAAAGUUAAACAUGCAUUGGAAAAUGAUUUCAAAGUAAAACCGAUACAUCAUUGUUCCAACUAUGAAGAAGCAGUGCAAAAUGCCGAAGCCAUCAUGAUAGGUGGUGGUAACACUUUUCAUUUGUUAUAUAAACUAUAUGAACACAAUCUUUUGGAUUCGAUUAAAAAACGAGUACUGGAUCCAGUAAAACCGAUUCCAUAUAUUGGAUGGUCAGCCGGAUCAAAUGUAGCCGGACCAGAUAUUGGUACAACAAACGAUAUGCCCAUCAUAUGGCCACCAAGUGAUCUUGCUUUAAAUCUGGUUCCAUAUAAUCUAAAUCCACAUUAUAACGAAUGGCAACCUCCAAAUCUCAAGGCUGAAACUCGUAUUGAUCGCUUAAAUGAGUGCAUUCAGAUUAAAAAAAGAACAAUUAUUGCUUAUGCUGAAGGUGUUGGUAUUCGAGUGGAAAAUGGUCAACAUCAAAUUGUUGCACCGAAAUUCCAUGAUCAUAGUUGUUUUAUCGAUAACAAAGAUAAUCGUAUUGUAAAAGUAUGGACAUAUGAAAAUGACAAGAUUCAAAUCGAUGAAAUUCCUCUCACUGAUUCGGCAACACUAAAUCAUUAUGUCAAAUGAAGAAAAACGAAUUUCGCAAGCAAUAUUUUGUAUUGAAAUUUUUUUUUUUAAAUCAAGUGAUUAUACAUUGUCAAAAAAUUGAAAUGAAUGAUGAUUAUGA